This is a messenger RNA of Linum trigynum, 3154 nucleotides long. Lineage: Eukaryota; Viridiplantae; Streptophyta; Magnoliopsida; Malpighiales; Linaceae. The record is from the annotation of a GenBank genome assembly.
ACCGAAACCGGAUGGAAACCGGUUAAUCGAUUACCGUCUAACCGGCUAACGGUUACGAACCUGGUUACCGAAUAACCGGCGGACUUCCUGCCGUAUACCAUACUUCUUCCUCUCCCUGCAGCAACUUCGGCUCCCCAGCCCUCAACCAAAUCCACUCUCCAUCUCCUCUGUUCUCUCCUCCAAGUUCUUCCCUCAGAAACCUCGUCGCUGUCAUAAACCAGUUGGUCCUAAUAACUCGAGUUGUUGGGAGAGGUUCAAUCGUGGAUCAUAUACCACAACACUAACACGCCCCCUCAAACGAAAGCCACUCACAAGGGCUUGAAGUUUGCACAGGUCUGAAGACAAAAAUACCAUGUGCUUAACAAAUGGGGGUGAUGGGCCUCGUCGUUCCACCCGGGUUCACCAGCCCAAUAUUCGUUUGAUCCAUGAUUAGUUGAGUCAUUAGGAGUCUACCCUCGUAGAAUAGGAUUUGAAUUUCAUUAGUUGAGUCCCUGUUGAAUCAGUCUUCCGGUUUGUUAGAGGAAUAAGCACUUCCACCUUAAGUGGAACGUGUGGGUAGGAACAGUAGCAUGCAUGGUUGUUUUCUAGGGAAGUUGUUAUUGUUUUCUGUUAUAUGCGUUUGAAUGAAUGAAAGAAAGGCAGACCAUUUUUCAGAAAUAGAACCCUGGCUAUUCUCUCCAAGAAAGAGAAAACUGGCUCACUCUCGCCAAGAAAAGGGAGAUAUUCAAUUCUUCAACUUCGAUCCGUAUCAUUUGGUAUCAGAGCCCGGAAUGGGCACCAACGCUCAACGAUUGGAGGCUAUUGAAGCCGCCGAGACCAACAAUCAACAAAACUUCCAAAUGUUUCAAGAUCAACUAGCCGCGCUACAACUCACCAUGACUCAAAUUGCCCAAGCACGAACUGCUAAACCCGACGAUCCCCAUUCGGAGGACGAGCGUACCACACCAUUCGAAUCAUGACGACCGGGGCAAACAACCGUUCUUUGGCGCUAAGCUCGCCCGUCUUGAGUUUCCCUCCUUCACCAGUGAAGAUCCGACAGUAUGGUUCUCAAGGAUGGAGCAGUUCUUUGAGCUUCAGGAGAUUCCUGAAAAUCAGAAAGUCAAUCUCGCGUCGUAUCAUCUGGAGGGCGAUGCAAAUCAAUGGUGGCAGUGGCUCCGACGCACCUACCAUACGGAGGGCUUAACCAUCACAUGGGAAAAAUUCUCCUAUGAACUUUGGGCUUUUUGGUCAAACGGCUGGGACAGGAUUCGACGAAGCGCUUUCUCGUAUCCGGCAAACCGGGAUGUGAACGAAUAUCUCACGUAGUUCGAACGAUUGGGAAAUCGGGUGCACGGAUGGACCCAACGCGCAUUAGUGGGCACCUUCAUGGGUGGCCUCAAGCUGGACAUUGUUGACGGGAUCCGGAUCUUUGCGCCCAAGACCUUGAAAGAUGCGGUCAAUCUUGCUCGUGCCCGUGACGAGCAAAUUGCUCGUCGAGCAGUCCUCCUCGACAGCAAAACAGAUCGACGUUGGAUUAUGCCACGAAUCCGCGUCCCAAGCCAAGAUCUACCUUCGACGCCAACUUCCAACCUCGCUAUCGGCCGGCGACGGUCACUAAGGGUAUCACAAAUCACCCGGCAGGAUUCACUAAUCCCCGUCCACGACCACCAGGGUCAAAACGUCUCAGUCAUGAGGAGAUGCACCGUCGUCGACAACAAGGUCUCUGCUUUAAUUGUGACGCAUCGUAUUCCGCCACUCACCGCUACAAGGGUGGAAAAUUAUGGAUGAUGUGGGGUGAUGACGCCAUCAAAGAGGCCGAGGUUUCUUUCCACGGCAAGGCAGGCUGGGCCGGUGGGAAGUCACUACGAGUGUGGGCCGACGUGGUUCAAACCCGCAUGAUGGUACUCAUCGACAGUGGGUGAACCCACAACUUCAUCAGUAAUAAAGCAGCUGAGAAAAUCCGUCUCUCCAUCGCCAAAAUUCCGGCUCUCCAAGUGCAUUGAUAGACCGUUAAUUACACAUGUUUUCACCCAUGUUCUUACACCGUUUGAGAUGUGGUUUCUCGUGUUUUAGACCGAUUUCAUGCUAGGUUGUGCUUGUUUGUGAUAUUUCAGGUCCUGGCAAGUGAAUGAAGGUUUAGGAGCGAGUUUGGGGUCGAUUGGGCGAAGAUCGGGCGCGAGACAAGUCACAAAGGAGGUCACACGGGCACACCCACAACUCACACGGCCGUGCAACUCUCCAAUUUGGCCGUGUGAGAUUGUGCAAGAGAAAAUACGGCCUGCCCUGAUGUUCACACGGCCGUGUGAAGGAGUGGCCUGGCCGUGCGAGUUUCGCCGAGAGCAAACACGGGCAGAUGGAAAUCUCACACGGCCAUGCGACCCUGGCCGUGUGAGAAGCCUGAAAAUCGAACUAAUUGGAACGCAACGUUUUGACUCACACGGGCAACUGGGUAAGUCACACGGCCGUGCCACCCUGGCCGUGUGAGUCGGGAUUUUCUGCUUUUAAGCAGAUUUUCAGCCACAAGUCGAGGGGAUUCGAGUUUUUGAGAGAAAGAACGAUUCCUAGAGAGAGAAAGUGACGAAACAGAAGUCUCCAAGUGCCCUAGAUUGAUCUUCAACAUCAUUGGAGGCCAGUUUGAGCUUGGAGAAGUACCGAUCAACGUCCAGGAGCAGGAAUCCAUCCUUCACAGUAUGAAUUCCGCGUAUGAUUCUGCUUUUGCUUCUUUCUCCAUGGAGUAGUUCUCCCAUUCAUCUGGGUAUGGAGAACCCUAGAUUUGUAUGUUAGGCUUUGAUUGUAUGAACCCAAGUACUGAUUCUAUGAUUUGAUUAUAUUCGAUUGAGGUUUGAAUGAUUGAAUGACUUGAAUCCUGAUCAAAUUCCUGUUGUUUCUGCUUUGACCUAGAAUGAGAAUAUCUGCCUAGGUUGAUAGAGCAUCCUUGAUUGAAGGUAGGGAGUUGGUGACUUUAGUCGAGGAGCCAACUCACUAUUCUGUACUGGAUUUACUCCGGUAGUGGAGGUUUUGUUUGUUAAGGCCUCAAUCUGUUUACUCCGGUGGAGGUUAGUCGCCCGCUAGAGACUCAGAUUGAGAGGGUCUGAAGACCUUUAGUCGAGACUUCAGACUGUUUAAGAACCUUCCGCAGUAUAACCAUCAUAGAAAAUGAACUUGGUAAUUACAA